UCCCAGGUUUAAAGUCCUAAUCUGUUUUAGGUUAAAAUUAAAAUCAAACAGUUCCUUGUUUCUUCUUCAAAAAACAUGGCAAACAAGUUGAAGAAAUACGAAAAAAUUGAAUUUCUCGGUGAAGGUCAGUUUGCCACCGUGUACAAAGCGCGUGAUGUCGACACCGACACAAUAGUCGCCGUGAAGAAGAUCAAAAUUGGCAGCCACAUAGAAACCAAAGAUGGGAUCAAUCGAACUGCCCUCAGAGAAAUCAAAAUCCUACAGGAGCUUAGCCACAAAAAUCUAAUCGGAUUACUGGAUGUUUUUGGUCAUAUGUCCAACAUUUCUCUUGUUUUUGAUUUCAUGGAUACUGAUCUUGAAAUUAUCAUCAAAGACAACACAAUUAUUCUAACAACUGCAAAUAUCAAAUCAUACACAAUUCAAACUCUUCAAGGCUUGGAAUAUCUCCAUCUCAACUGGAUAUUGCACAGAGAUUUGAAGCCUAAUAAUUUAUUAGUAAAUGCAAAUGGAGUACUAAAAAUUGGAGAUUUUGGCUUGGCCAAAGCAUUUGGUUCCCCAAAUAGAAUAAAUACUCAUCAAGUGGUGACUCGAUGGUAUAGAUCACCAGAGUUGCUCUUUGGUGCUCAACAAUACAGCACAGGUAUUGAUAUGUGGGCUGUUGGGUGUAUAUUGGCAGAACUUUUAUUACGUGUACCUUUUUUGCCUGGAGAUUCUGAUUUGGAUCAACUUACAAGAAUAUUUCAAGUAUUUGGUAAUCCUACUGAAGAAAAUUGGCCUGGUAUUAAGGAGUUGAUUGCUUAUAUUGAAUUUAAACCGUUUCAACCAGUACCAUUAAAACAUAUCUUCACAGCAGCCGGGGAUGAUUUAUUAGACGUUUUGAAUUCGUUGUUAGCACUGAAUCCGAUUGAGAGGAAAACUUGCACAGAACUUUUGCAAAUGCCCUAUUUCAGUAAUAAACCUGCGCCUACUUAUGGACCUAAAUUGCCUUUACCCCAAAAUAUAAGGAAUCAACGUAAUUUGGAGAAACCGUCGUUGAAAAGGAAGUUGCUUGAUGCUGCGGAUGGUGCGCCAAGCUUAUCGAAACGUUUAAACUUUUAAUUGUAAUAUUAAAUUAAGAUUAAUUGAUUGUUCACACUCUGUUAUAAAUAAUUUUUUUCUAUAAAAAAAAUCGUAACUUAUUUACACUGCAGAGGUAAUCAAAUUUACUCAAGCCGAAUAUGAUGAAGAAUGAUCUAAAACUAAUAUGUGAAGAUUAAAGUUAAUGUUAGCAAUAUCUCCCCUGGGGAAUAUAGAAAUAAUACAACGUAUGUCCGUAUGUGUAAUAUUAUUGUUUUAUAAGAGGAGAAAUGUAUUGUUUAUGAUGUGGUGUUGCUAUAAAAUACGCAUUAUUGCAACUUUAUUAUAAAUUGUUUUUGUAGGUGCCUAGGCAAGUAUUUAUCCUGUCAUCGGUAUGUAAAUGAUAUUUUGCUGUCUCAGUCUGUCUAUUCAUCGAAAUUGGUAAAGUGUGCCGUGCUGGUUACAAACAAGCAAACAAACAAACAAACAGACAUGUGAAGCUAAUAUAAUGCGUGUAAAAAUGAA
Dalotia coriaria is the source of this 1581-nucleotide messenger RNA. RefSeq names its product Cyclin-dependent kinase 7 (gene Cdk7). Gene Ontology annotation, molecular function: ATP binding; RNA polymerase II CTD heptapeptide repeat kinase activity; cyclin-dependent protein serine/threonine kinase activity. NCBI's taxonomy places the organism in Eukaryota, Metazoa, Arthropoda, Insecta, Coleoptera, Staphylinidae. Gene Ontology annotation, cellular component: transcription factor TFIIK complex; cytoplasm; nucleus. The record is from RefSeq and is a predicted model, not a curated record. The transcript has a single exon. Gene Ontology annotation, biological process: protein phosphorylation; positive regulation of transcription by RNA polymerase II. Bases 76 to 1098 code for a protein of 340 amino acids.